This is a messenger RNA of Eleginops maclovinus (Patagonian blennie), 1053 nucleotides long. RefSeq names its product protein Wnt-8a-like. The record is from RefSeq and is a predicted model, not a curated record. The transcript is spliced from 6 exons. The coding region runs from base 1 to 1053 and encodes 350 amino acids. Gene Ontology annotation, biological process: canonical Wnt signaling pathway; multicellular organism development; cell fate commitment. Gene Ontology annotation, cellular component: extracellular region. Gene Ontology annotation, molecular function: cytokine activity; frizzled binding. NCBI's taxonomy places the organism in Eukaryota, Metazoa, Chordata, Actinopteri, Perciformes, Eleginopidae.
AUGGUGCAUUUAUUAUUUUGGCUCCUGACUCUUUUAUACAACAUGUGUCCUGGACAUGCUUGGGUGGCGAGUAACUUUCUGAUGACGGGACCGAAGGCAUAUCUCACCUAUGCAAGAAGCGUGCAGGAGGGCGCAAUGACUGGGAUUGAGGAGUGCAGACACCAGUUUGCGUGGGACAGAUGGAACUGCCCCGACAGCGCAACUCAGUUUAGAGGACUGAGACGCGCCACUAGAGAGACUUCAUUCGUCCACGCCAUAAGUGCAGCGGGGGUCAUGUACACUCUGACCAGGAACUGUAGUCUGGGAGACCUCGAAAACUGCGGCUGUGAUGUCUCCAAGAACGGUAAAAUUGGUGGUAGUGGCUGGCUGUGGGGUGGCUGUAGUGAUAACGUGGAUUUCGGAGAGAGGAUUUCCAAACAAUACGUAGACGCGCAGGAGACAGGUCAGGACUCCCGGGCUGCAGUCAACCUACACAACAACGCCGCCGGGCGCCUGGCAGUAAAGGCAACGAUGAGGCGCAUCUGUAGAUGUCACGGCAUGUCUGAGAGCUGCAGCGUCCAAACCUGCUGGACUCAGCUGCCAGAUUUCAGAGAAAUCGGCAACUACUUGAAGAUGAAACACAGCCAAGCGCAGAAACUUGACAUCAACAAGAAGCGCAUGCGUGCUGGCAACAGCGCGGAUAACCGAGGAGCCAUCGUGGACACGUUCGGCAGCGUGGCCCAGACGGAGCUCAUCUACCUGGAGGACUCCCCGGACUACUGCAGGAGGAACACCAGCGUGGGGCUGUACGGCACCGAGGGCCGGGAGUGCCUGCAGAACGGAGAGGGGCUUACCCAGUGGGAGAGGCGCAGCUGCCGCAGGUUGUGUCAUGAAUGCGGCCUGAAGGUGGAGGAGAGGCGCACGGAGGUAGUGAGAAGCUGCAAAUGUAAAUUCCACUGGUGCUGCACGGUGAACUGCGAGGACUGCUCUCAGGUGAUCGUCAAACAUGUGUGCGCCAGGAGGGAAGCAGCUGAUGGACAAGGCUUUAGACGGAGGUACCGUGGACCCAAAUGA